AUGUUCCAUCAACCGCCAGAUAAGCCUCGCGCGACUGGCUUCGAUGAUGAUACGUUUGGGUUUGCCAACCAGGGUUGGGAUAGAUAUGGCUUCGGCAACGUCUCGUCGCCUCCUCCGGCGAUGGCUCCGCAGCCCAUCCAGAGGACCGGACGGGCCUAUUCCACGGCAUCGGUAAUGGACUGGACGCCCGACAUCGACACGACCUUUCACCACCACGGCGAUGGGGUGGCCAUGUCGCCAGUAGAAAAUGUCGAAAUGGAAAGCCUAGGUUCAACUCAAGGAGGGGGAGGGGUUAGCCGCUUGGUCGCGCAAUUCGAGAACAAAGGUUAUGUCCCGCCAUUGCCUCCUCGGCCCAUCAACAACCAGCCGUAUCAACCGCACCAUCUUGGCACCAGCCCUUCAAUGUCGUCGCAGUUUGGCAGCCUGAAUUCUGUAGCCCAUACGCAUAGGAUCUCGAGCCCAGUUGCUAGCUCAGGUGAAUCCCAAUAUGGCUCCCUUGGUGUCCAUUCGCCCCCAACCCCCAGCCCAAUCGGCACCAGCAUGGGCCGCUCCGGCAGUGUGCACUAUGGCAGUUUCCAUGAUACUCAGCAGGUGCAUAGUCCCGGUAUUGGCACGCCAUUCGGAGGUAUGGAUGGGUUCAUGAACUCUACUCGUGUGAAUAGUCCGAUGGUGUCGACACCAAUGGUAUCGACGCCCAUGGUAUCAACGCCCAUGGUGUCCAGCCCGAUGGCUACUCCCGGAGUUCCUGGUACACCUGGAUUCGAAAUAUGGCGACCUCCUCCUUCGAUGACGACCCCCAUCAUCAAAACCGAACCCAUCAUCAAAACCGAACCGAUCUCCAACCCUGCCAAUUUUGGCGGCUAUUUCAGACCUCCCGUGCCAACAACACCAAAGCCGGUUGUAAACGCAGGCAACCAGUUCAUCCUGGAAUUCAACCCCAGUGCCAAAGCCGCCAAAGGGAAGGCCCCAGCGAAACCUCCCAGGCCACGAUUGCCUCCACGGAAACCCACACCAGCACCAGCACCCACUCCCGCCGCUGCCUCAACUCCAGGCCCAAUGUCUCCUCCUCCUAAACCGCCUCGACCUACCGAAUCAUCGUCUUCAUCGACACCUCUCGCUGCAGGUACUAGGCCGUCACGGGAACAGGUUCCUGCAGAGGCUUGGGAGCAAUAUAAGUCCACCAUCAAAACCCUCUAUCUUGAAGAAAGAAAACCAUUGAAAGAAGUCAUGAGCAUCAUGGCCGACAAAUAUGGCUUUCAAGCAACACCCAAGAUGUACAAGACUAGAUUUUCUCAAUGGGGUUUCGUAAAGAACAACACAGAAGAAGAGGUAAAGCGGCUAUUGUCGAUGAAGUUCCAGCGCGAUGCCGAGGGCAAAGUUUCCGAAUUUGUCCGAAACGGCAGAGUGGUAAAUCUGGGUACUUACUUGAAACGAAAAGGAGUGACGGAGUAUGAUUUGGUAGACUUUGAGUUGCCUGCCGAUCUCCCAGCUCAUAUCCGAUGCAGAACGCCAACACCACCUCCAGCGCUUCGGUCUCCAGAUCUCCUUCGCGCACAAGAAGUUGUGGUUGGUAACAUGCGCAAAGCAUUUUUGCACUGUCGGCAGUUUGAAAUGGAGACGGAGACGCAAAUUGGCUGGCCGUCGACCAUGGUUUGGGGAGCCGGAUCAAGCGAACUAUUAGUCGAAGCCAACUUUUAUUUCGAAGCUCGCGACGCAGACCAAGGUGGUGACUACCUGAUGCGGGCUUUCAAACAGCUUGAGGUGGACCUGAGGAAACUUUCACCGCAAGGCAUCAUGGAGCUCAUCUUGGGCAUGAUUAAUCGCGAUCCCGGCAUGAUGACAGCUUUGUGCAAAUACCUGGCGGCAUACUCGACGACUAAUCUGGAGCGCACACAUCCUCUUCGGCAAAUCUUCACCUGUUUGUAUGAGGUGCAGCAAAAACAUGGAGCCCAAACACUGUCUGAACUCUUGUGGACCAGCAUUUCCACGAUUGCGGAGGAACUUGAAGCCAUCUAUGGACGCAAGCAUCCGUAUGUGGCUCGGACAUGGGCCGAUCUCGCACUGUUUUAUAACCAGGUGAACCCUGAGAGGUUGGAAAAAUUGGUUGUUGAGCUCCGCGUCCUGCAGAGGCAGCUCGAGCAGCGCCAUGGCCAUUCCAGCGUCGAAGUGGUGUCCAUUCGAUAUGCUAUACUGCUCUUGGUGUAUGCGGCGUCUCCCCAGUCAGAUGCCGCGAAGCAAGCUGCAAACGAUUAUUGGAACAUGUUGCGAAAUAUGGGAACCAUGCAUCUCAUGCGCGACUCCCGCCCGAAUAGCUAUUGUUAUCACAGCCCUCUUAAAGUUGACCCAUGGACAAAGAGAUGUCGAAGGCGGUACGACUCGCUCGUCACCAUCUUGGAAGAGCAUGUGGGAGUGAGAAUUCACCCUUAUUUCGAGGAAGACUUCCACACGACUGAGCACGCCCAAGAACCACAGAAUUCAUGGGCCGCCGCUAUGCAAAUGGGCACGUCGAGCAGAUCAUGGGGCUUCAUUUAG
This is a messenger RNA of Trichoderma breve, 2532 nucleotides long. Its product is annotated as clr5 domain-containing protein. NCBI's taxonomy places the organism in Eukaryota, Fungi, Ascomycota, Sordariomycetes, Hypocreales, Hypocreaceae. Bases 1 to 2532 code for a protein of 843 amino acids. The record is from RefSeq and is a predicted model, not a curated record. The transcript has 4 exons.